GGACGACCCAGGACACACUGGAGAAACUACGUUUCUCUGCUGGUCUGGGAAUGCCUCUGGAUCCUCCAAGUAGAGCUGGCUGAAGUGGAUGGGGGAAGGUAAGUCUUGGUGUUCCUGCAAAAACUACUGCCCCUAUGAUCUGACCUCGGAUAAGUGGUAGAAGGUAGAUGGAUGGAUACAUACUGUAUGGUUAGUAUUUAUGGCAUUAGCGAUGUCUGUUCAUGAUUUUGCAAGUGUUAGUUUUGAUCCCCGGAUUAACAGUUUUACUCCCACUUAUUGAUAAUUAGAAAUAAUGAUGUGACACUGUCUGAUAUAAAAAAUAAAACUAGACCGAUAAGCGGUGUAUCAUUCAGGUGGUUGCCAAUUGUUGGUGACCAUCAGACAAAUGGCUGCCUUUGCUUUGGCUCGUGACCGUAAUGAUUUCUUUUUAACCAAAAUUCUUCACUUGCAAAACCAGAAAUAAUCAAUCUAUCAUUCCAUCCAUUUUCCUAGCCGCUUAUCCUCACAAGGGUCGUGGGAGUGCUGGCCCCAACCCAUCUGUCAACGGGCAGGAGGUAGGGUACACCCCGAACUGGUUUCUGGCCAAUCACAGGGCACAUCGAGACAAACAGCCGCACUCACAAUCACACGUAGGGGCAAUUUAGAGUGUCCAAUUAAUGUUGCAUGUUUUUGGGAUUUGGGAGGAAAAAAGAGUGCCUGGAGAAAACCCACGCUGGCAUGGGGAGAACAUGCAAACUCCACAUAAGCGGGAACCGGGAUCGGACUCUGGACCUCAGAACUGUGGGGCCAACACUUUACAGCUGCGUCACCGUGCCGCCGAAAUCGUCACUAUCCACAGUGAUUUAGUGUAUGUUUGUCAGCACUUGCUUAAAUUAUGAGCAAUCCAGAUACUUUGAGUUCAUAACUGCGACGUUCGGGGCUCACGCGUUCAGUGUCCUACAGAGCAGCAGACUCACUUAGCAGCUCAACCCGACAGAGGAGCAAUCAUGUUUUUUUGGGGUGAAAUUAAAAAAUAAAAAAUAUACUAUAAUUAGCUUAGUAGCUGUCGCAGAAUUAUCUAUAUUGCGGUCAUUUUCAUUAGUAUGAUAUAGUAUAUUUACAGGUACUGUCACAAAGUGAAGUCAAAUCUGAAUUGGUUUGGACCCAAGAACAGACUGAGGCGGAGGGAGUAAAUUUAGACUGGUUUACAGCAGAUGGGCUCAGGGUAAUAUCCAAGGCUAGGUGGAAGACCGUUGGGAGAAAGAGUGAGCAGGAAGUGGGAACGUAAGCGGGUGGGAUAGGUUGGCAUCAUGGCUGGAGCAGCCGCCGCUCAGCAGUAGCAGUCAGGCACGGGAGGAACCCUGGAGACGAGGAAGAAUAAAACUUGGUGAGUACAGAUGCAGUUUGUGGGAUAAGCAGGUUGUUGGAUAUUUACUUUUGUAUCAUAAACUUGUGAGAAUGAGUCACAAACAAGGGUCAAUACUCAGCAACAGGACUUACCAGACUUUAAAUGCAGCCAGUAAUUAGUGCUUCUUGAAGACAGGUGCACUGCACAGUUGAUGCUAAUUGCUUGCAAGACAGAGGGGAAAAGGGAGAGACAAGGCACCACCCAAGCUCCAACAGAGGAACUGCAGGGCAUGGAUCAUGGGAGCUACUUCUAAAAAAUGAGAAUAAUGUCAAAAGCAUAAUUUAGUUGGUUAAAUUGAAAAAGUGGAACUUGCUGGGCGGGGUUGGCUGAAUGGCUGCAAACACUGCAACACAUAUUAAAUUACACGCAGGCUUGGUCGUGUUGGACUUUAAACGGGUGGAGGGACGGACGGACCACAGGAAGUUUCUUUCUUCCUGGAAAAAAAAGACUCAAGUACUUGAAAUGGCGAAAUUUUUCACACCAGCUCAAAUCAAUGAAUUCAAAGAGUGCUUCUCAUUAUAUGACAAGAAACAAAAGGGAAAGAUUGACGUGAAGGACCUGGUCAUAGUUAUGCGUUGCCUCGGUACAAGCCCCACACUUGGUGAAAUUGAAAGGCAUUUGCAAGUCCACAAAAUUGAGAAGUCAGGGAGCUUGGACUUUUCUACAUUCCUGACCAUGAUGCACCGACAGAUACAACAGGAAGACCCUAAGACAGAAAUCCUCGAAGCCCUAAGGAUGACAGACAAACAGAAAAAAGGAUACAUUCAAGCUUCUGAGUUGAGAGCGAAGCUCACAAUGUUGGGAGAGAAACUUACUGUCAAAGAAGUGGACGACCUGUUCAAAGAAGCAAACAUCAAGCCAAGUGGAGCUGUUAAUUAUAAAGCGUUCACCGAAAUGGUGACUCUGCCACCUGUUGAUUACUGAGAUGAGAGUUGUGGCGAAGGAUAAACACUCCCAAAUUUUGCUGCCUGCUGACUUCAUUUGAAUCGUUUCAUCAAGUUUACAAAAACCUUCACAACUUUGUCUUUUGUUUGUAUCGUGCUGAAAUGCAUCUCAUCUUGCACAUUAUUUCUUUUUAUCUUUAUCAACCCCUGAUGCCCCAUCACUUUUGAAUAGCAUUCAUGUAAUGUAUUGGCUCAAUAUUAUUGAAAUUAACGAAAGAGAAAAUGGUCUAGCAUCAGACUUGUAAUCUUUGCGUCAAGUAGAAGCUUCACGGCAACCCACUGUUGAA
Messenger RNA from Syngnathoides biaculeatus (alligator pipefish), 2618 nucleotides. It is a transcript of the gene calml4a, whose product is annotated as calmodulin-like 4a. The record is from RefSeq and is a predicted model, not a curated record. Gene Ontology annotation, cellular component: myosin II complex. NCBI's taxonomy places the organism in Eukaryota, Metazoa, Chordata, Actinopteri, Syngnathiformes, Syngnathidae. The transcript is spliced from 6 exons. Gene Ontology annotation, molecular function: calcium ion binding. Bases 1718 to 2311 code for a protein of 197 amino acids.